CGGUCCAACCGUAUUAUUGUUCCCCCGGUCUUUACUAUAGUUAGAGUCGUCUUUGUGCGCAUUUUACCCUCUAUUAUUUUGUUGUUGUCCAGUGAUCGCGUAAUAGCACGUUAAACAAUAGAAAUGUAUUUCUGUCUGUUCAUCUUAUACGUGUUAAUACAGAUUCAGAUGUAAAUCAUUUGGACGCGUUAGCUAGCCUGGGACAUUAGCUACGUAAAUCUCUAAGCAUGUGGACUUUAUGUAUCUCACAGCAGAUAAACUUGAAUCCGGUCUGGUGUUUUAGAUGCAAGUGACGUUUAACCUUCACCGUGAGUAUGGAUGCAGAAAGGCGGAGAGAAAGUCGAAGCUGGGACUGGGACAGUCCGCAGUGCCGAGCCCAGCUGGACGAAAUCUUUUUCCGCCAGCAUGAUUACAUCCAGGCAGGCAGCUCGGAGCAUAAAGAGUUCUGGGCCUUCUUUGAGCGCUUCCAACGGUUUAAAACAAAGCGGGACAUGUCUGUGUCGAAAGGAGGCAGCAGCAAAGAGGACAGAGACGGGAAGGACAGGAGGAAAACUGGACAUGUUGACCUCGGCCUCCCUAAAGAGUACGACGCUCGCUACCGGAUCAAUGUGUCUGUGUGCACUAGGGAUGUCGAGGAGCGUGUGGGAAAGACCGAGCACAGAAGCAAGCAUAGAUCCUCUGGGCCUGGCAGUCAGGAGAUCUCCGACUUCCGCCUUACCCUCCUGCAUUUCCUAGACUUCAACCAGAGACAGAGUUUUGGAAAACUGGCAAAGCUGCGCCGAGAGCAGAAAAACCUGCCCAUCUUCCAUUACCGGGACAGAAUAGUGGAACUGGUUCGAAGUCACCCUGUGGUUGUGGUGGCGGGGGACACGGGGUGCGGCAAAUCCACCCAAGUACCUCAGUAUCUUCUUUCAGCUGGCUUCAACAACGUAGCCUGCACUCAGCCUCGACGUAUUGCCUGUAUAUCUCUCGCAAAGAGGGUCAGCUUUGAGAGUCUCAAUCAGUAUGGCUCAAAGGUGGGAUACCAGAUUCGCUUUGAGACAACCCGAACCACAGCCACCAAACUGCUGUUCUUGACAGAGGGGCUGCUGCUUCGACAGAUCCAGCAGGACAAGACACUGGCUCAGUACGAGGUGGUGAUUGUGGACGAGGUCCAUGAAAGACAUCUCCACUGUGACUUCCUUCUCGGGGUGCUGCGCUCACUGCUCUCUGACCGCCCAGAUCUGCGUCUCAUCCUUAUGUCAGCCACCAUCAACAUCAAACUUUUCUCUGACUAUUUUAAUAGUGCGCCGGUGCUGCAAGUACCAGGAAGGUUAUUUCCUAUACAGGUGAUAUACCAGCCGAUUCCACCUGAGGAGCAACCCUCACGUUCAGAGAAACUGGAUCCCAGACCGUAUCUGCGCAUCCUGCAAGGAAUUGAUCAGCGUUAUCCCCCAGAGGAGCGUGGUGACCUGCUUCUUUUCCUCAGUGGUGUGGCAGAGAUCUCCAGCAUCCAGGAGGCUUGUCAGGUUUACGCCACGCACACACGCCGCUGGAUAGUUCUGCCGCUGCACAGCACCCUCUCACUGGCCCAGCAGGAUAAGGUUUUUGACAUUGCUCCUCCUGGAGUGAGGAAGUGCAUCAUCUCUACCAAUAUUGCUGAGACUUCAGUUACUAUAGAUGGGGUGCGAUUUGUUGUUGACUCAGGGAAAGUAAAGGAAAUGAGUUUUGAUCCAAAGGCUAAGAUGCAGCGUCUACAGGAGUUCUGGAUCAGUCGAGCCAGUUCUGAGCAGAGGAAGGGUAGAGCUGGUCGUACAGGUCCAGGGGUGUGUUACCGCCUGUACGCUGAGUCUGAUUACGACGCUUUCGCACCUUAUCCUGUGCCUGAAAUCCACAGAGUGGCCCUCGAUUCUCUAAUUCUUCAGAUGAAGAGCAUGAGUCUUGGGGAUCCGCUUUCUUUUGUGUUCAUUGAUCCACCUCCAGCUGCUAGUAUCCAGACUGCAGUUACUUAUCUGAAAGAGCAGGGAGCUCUUGACAAUCAUUGUGAACUGACCUCUAUUGGAAGUUUAUUGGCUCAACUGCCUGUUGAUGUGGUCAUAGGGAAGAUGCUGGUGCUUGGCUCAUUGUUUAACCUGGUGGAGCCUGUGUUGACCGUUGCAGCAGCUCUCAGUGUUCAGUCACCUUUCCUGCGCAGUUCACAACAAAACCCAGACUGUGCCACUGCUCGCCAGCCUCUUCACAGCAACCAGGGAGACCCCUUCUCCCUCCUCAACACCUUCAAUGCCUGGGUGGAGGUUAAAGGAGAAAGAGGUGGUGGUUCAAGGAAAUGGUGCAGGCGGAGAGGCUUAGAGGAGCAGCGACUGUAUGAGAUGGUCAACCUACGCAGACAGUUUAAGGACUUGCUGAGAAGCCAUGAAUUGCUGGAGUCAGAGGACUGCACUUCCUCCAGUGGUGACCGUGGACAGCGUAGGGAGAGGAUAACAGAGAGGAGGAAGCUGCACCAGAUGAAGAGAGAUCAUGAGCAACAGGAGGGCACCAAACGUAAGGUCUUGAAGCUGGAGGAGGGCCAGGACGGAGAGUUCUCAUCAGGAUCAGACACAGAGGAAGCUGGCAGACGCAAAAAAAGCAAGGAAAGCUCAGGACAGGACGUAGACAUACAGGAGGUGAAGUUCAAGUUGCGUCACAACGUGACCGAGCUGCAGGAGGCUGUGGGCGUCAGUCAGGACCUGUCCUCCCGUCAGCAGGCGUUGCUUAAGCUGCUGCUUUGCAGAGGCCUCUACCCUCAGCUGGCACUGCCUGACGAACACAACUCCACCCGCAAGGACUCUGACCAGGUUUUUCACACAAAGAAUAAGCAUGGAGUUGUGGUCCAUCCCACCAGUGUGUUUGCCAGCGAUCCAGAGGUGUUACAGGUUCCUGAGGAUAACGCCAGUGAAAUGGGCUCUGAUAAGAAGGACAGCAGUAAACACCAGCUGCUGGCCUUUGUCACUCUGUUGGAGACCAACAAGCCCUAUUUGUCCAACUGUGUACGAGUUCCAGCGUUGCAGGCUCUGCUGCUAGUGGCAAACUCUGUGGACAGUAACGCUGACUGCACGCGCCUGGUGAUCGACGGCUGGCUGGAAGUGGAGCUCAGGGAAGCGGAGGAGGCGCUUAAGGUGCUGUCCUCAGCUCUGACCCUCAGGGCAGAGUGGGAGCGCAUGCUACAGGCCAAGCUGGGACAGAACAAAAUGGAGGACUCUGCAGUCUCUGGGGUGACCCGCAAAAUGGUGGAGAAGUUAAGUGAUGGCCUCGUGCGCUUCCUGCUGUACACUGAGAUAACUUACAGCCUGCGGCGGCUCGCAGCUCUCCAGGUGCAGAACUUAUACAUUGGCCCUCGAUCAGAGUCUGAGCUGUGUCACAUGAAAGCUCUGGAUCUAAACCCGCUGUUUCCAGGAGCCGAGGCCAAGCCGGACCCCAUUAAAGGAGGCCUGCGUGUCACCAGCUUCUUCACAUACAACUGUUUGGCUGACUCGAAGGACCUCUACAGUGAGUGUUUGCGCACUUUCUGGAGCUGUCCUAACUGUGACCUCUACAUGCCACUGACUCCUCUGGAGCGCAUGCAGCACGAGGCCACCUGCAGGCCAGCAGGAGAACAGCAGCAGCUGGAGGAAGAGGCAGAAAAGGGAAAGACAGGUUCUGUGUCAAGUCUUACUAGAGUUUAUCACUGUGACGUCUGUAAUGAAGAUCUGAAGCUCACUUCAACAGAGAUUCUCAAACAUAAAAGGCAGCACAUGUAUUCUGCAAAGUGACAAACCAUCGCAAGCUAAAUGACAUUAAAUCCAACCUGUGUCUGUGUGACUUCAUGGAAUAAAGAUAUUUUAUGUAA
This is a messenger RNA of Betta splendens (Siamese fighting fish), 3844 nucleotides long. It is a transcript of the gene dhx34, whose product is annotated as DEAH (Asp-Glu-Ala-His) box polypeptide 34. The coding region runs from base 315 to 3767 and encodes 1150 amino acids. The transcript is spliced from 16 exons. Gene Ontology annotation, cellular component: intracellular anatomical structure. The record is from RefSeq and is a predicted model, not a curated record. NCBI's taxonomy places the organism in Eukaryota, Metazoa, Chordata, Actinopteri, Anabantiformes, Osphronemidae. Gene Ontology annotation, molecular function: RNA binding; ATP binding. Gene Ontology annotation, biological process: nuclear-transcribed mRNA catabolic process, nonsense-mediated decay.